Messenger RNA from Eupeodes corollae, 771 nucleotides. RefSeq lists its product as uncharacterized. Lineage: Eukaryota; Metazoa; Arthropoda; Insecta; Diptera; Syrphidae. The record is from RefSeq and is a predicted model, not a curated record. The transcript is spliced from 4 exons.
AUGUCGAAAGCCCCAACGUGUUCGAUAAUAAAGAAGACUAUACAAAAAUUCAAGACAAGACAUCAAGGAGAAAACCAACGCCAAAAACCAUAUUACGUACCAGAAGCAGACACAGAAGACAUCAUGAACAUCCAACAAGCAGCAACAGCAGCAGAAGCAGCCGCAUCAAAUGAAAUCAAACCUAACGAUUUAUCUAAUCAUUGUAAUCAUUGUAACCACUUUAAUAAUUUAUGUUUGUAUAAAAAUAAAAAAUUAUAAAAGGAAGAUAAAUAAUGUAAUUUUUGGGAACACGAAGUCUUAGAAAACAAUGAUGAGUUUUUUAAACAGCAUUUUAGAAUGAGCCGUGAAACAUUCGACAUAUUGUGCAAUGAGCUGAAAAAUCUAGAAAUGCACGAUACCAACUUUAGAAAGUGCAUACCUUUGAAAAAAAGAAUAGCCAUUGCAAUAUAUACGCUUGGGUCGUCUGCUGAAUAUAGGACAGUUGCAGCUAUCUUUGGCGUUGGCACAUCCACAGUAGGCAUGAUAUUAAAAGAGUUUUGUAGAGAAGUUUGGCUUGUUCUAAAGCCAAAAUACCUUUGUGCCUAUCCACUCACAGAACAAACUAUAAAAGAAAAUGUGAAUGGUUUUGAAAAACUUGGUUUCCCUCAGUGUUUUGGAGCUAUUGAUGGGUGCCAUAUUGAGAUCCAAGCCCCAGCUCUGGAUUCUGUAGAUUACUAUAAUUAUAAGGGAUGGCAUUCAACUGUAUUACUAGCUGUGGUUGAUUAUCGGUAA